Messenger RNA from Notolabrus celidotus (New Zealand spotty), 15279 nucleotides. RefSeq names its product ryanodine receptor 2b (cardiac) (gene ryr2b). The coding region runs from base 179 to 15049 and encodes 4956 amino acids. Gene Ontology annotation, molecular function: ryanodine-sensitive calcium-release channel activity; calcium ion binding; protein binding. The record is from RefSeq and is a predicted model, not a curated record. Gene Ontology annotation, biological process: intracellular calcium ion homeostasis; calcium ion transmembrane transport. NCBI's taxonomy places the organism in Eukaryota, Metazoa, Chordata, Actinopteri, Labriformes, Labridae. The transcript is spliced from 104 exons. Gene Ontology annotation, cellular component: sarcoplasmic reticulum membrane; sarcolemma; calcium channel complex.
CCAAAACGCGAUGAGAAAGGAUGGCGUCGUGGGAGGCCCAGAUACUCACAGCAGACCCCGCCCACGUGUCUACGGCUGAUGACCUUCUUGACUCAGCUCCCUGCAGUGUUCACUUUUCUGCUUCAGUGCCAUCAAUAUUGCUUGAGACUUGUCUAAUGUGACUUUUUUGGUGCCGAUAAUGACAGACACUGGAGAGGACGAUGAAGAAUAUCACUUUCUACGAACGGGAGAUGACGUUGUUUUGCAGAGCACCUUCACCUCCCAGGAGGAACAUGUGAAGCUUUGUCUUGCUGCUGAGGGAUUUGGCAGCAGACUCUGCCGGCUUGAGCCCACCUCCAACUGCAAGAAUGUUCCUCCAGACUUGUCCAUAUGUGGCUUUGUCCUGACCCAGUGUCUCUCUGUGAGAGCGCUGCAGGAGAUGCUAGCCCACAGUGAGCACCUGGCUGCGGAGGUGGGAGCUGGAGGAAGCCAACGCACCCUCCUGUACGGCCAGGCAGUGUUGUUUCUCCACUCUUACAGUGGCAUGUUUCUCAGCUGCUUGUCCUCGUCUCAGUCUUCAACUGAUAAGCUGGCUUUUGAUGUCGGUCUGCAGGAGGAUAAAGCAGGUGAAGCGUGUUGGUGGACCGUUCAUCCAGCCUCCAAACAGAGGUCAGAGGGUGAGAAAGUGAGAGUUGGAGAUGACCUCAUAUUGGUCAACGUGUCUUCAGAGAGAUAUCUGCACUUGUCCCAUGGUGCUGUUUUUGACAACAAAAGCUUGAGUGACAGCCUGAUUGUUAAUGCAGCCUUCCAGCAGACUCUCUGGAGUGUUGCUCCCAUCUGCUCUGGAGGUGGAGUUGCUCAAGGAUACCUGAAGGGCGGAGACACGCUGCGGCUUCUCCACAGCCACAGUGACGCAUGUCUGACUAUUCCGUCCACAGAACAGGGAGAGGAGCUGCAAAGGAUAAUGCAUUAUGAGAGUGGAUCAGUCUCCAGUCAUGCACGCUCUCUUUGGAGGAUGGAGAUUCUGUGUGUCGUUUGGAGUGGUAGGCACACAUGCUGGGGGCAGCCUUUCCGACUCUGCCAUAUGACCACUGGGAGGUACCUGGGGCUGACUGAGGAGAAAGGCCUGCAUCUGGUCAAUCGGGGGAAGGCUGACAUCAACACCACCUCCUUCUGCUUUAGAUCCUCUAAGGAGAAGCCUGACACAAGCAAAAGGACUCAUAUGGAAGGCAUGGGAACCCCAGAGAUUAAGUAUGGAGACUCUGUGUGUUAUCUACAGCAUUUGCAGUCUGGGCUCUGGCUCACCUACCAAGCUAUUGAUGCCAAAUCCACACGCAUGGGAGUGGCCCAGAGAAAGGCCAUUCUGCACAGCGAGGGUCACAUGGACGAUGGACUGACGCUGUCUCGUUCUCAGAAGGAGGAAUCUCAUACAGCCAGACUCAUUCGUAGCGCCAUUUUCUUCUUCACUUGCUUUAUCAGGAAACUGGAUGGUUCAAGUCAAAAAGAAAACCUGAUGCCUUUCAAAGUCACACAUAGUCUGCAGGAUCUGAUCAACUAUCUCCAGCCUCCAUCAGAGGGACUGGAUCAUGAGGCUAAACAGAACAACUUGGCAGCACUUAGGAGUCGGCAGAGCAUGUUUCAAGAGGAGGGUGUGAUAGAUUUGGUCCUGGAUUGUAUUGACCGUUUGCAUCAGUAUAGCAGUGCUUCUCAUUUCGCUGAGGCUUCACAGAUUGACGCAGGAGAAGAGUGGGAGACAAUCCUCCACUGUUUCUAUGAGCUGUUAGCUGCACUGAUCAAGGGAAACCGAGUGAACUGUGCACAUUUUUCGGCUUCUCUAGACUGGCUUAUUAGUAAGCUAGACCGACUGGAGGCCUCCUCUGGAGUCUUGGAGGUUCUGCAGUGUGUCCUAGUAGAAAGUCCUGAAGCACUCAAUGUCCUUAAAGAAGGACACAUUCAUUCAAUCAUUUCUUUCUUGGACAAGCAUGGAUGUAACCACAAGGUGCUGGAGGUGCUGAGCUCUGUGUGUGUGUGCCAUGGUGUGGCAGUGCGGUCCAAUCAAAACCUCAUCUGUGACAACCUGCUGCCAGACCGGGACUUGCUGCUCCAAACACGUCUGGUUAAUCAGGUCACCAGCAUGAGACCAAACAUCUUCUUGGCUAUGAGGGAAGAUUCAGCCCAACCCAGGAGGUGGUACUAUGAGCUGGUUGUGGAUCAUGUAGACUCUUUCCUCACAUCUGAGCCCACACACCUGCGUGUUGGCUGGGCGUGCACUGAGGGAUACCAGCCCAGGCCCACAGGAGGGGAAGGCUGGGGAGGCAACGGGGUGGGAGAUGACUUGUCUUCCUAUGGCUUUGAUGGACUUCAUCUCUGGUCAGGCUGCGUGGGCCGCAGAGUGAACUCCCCGUUCCCUCACCUGCUCAAAGACGAUGAUGUGGUCAGCUGCUGUCUUGACAUCAGCGCUCCUUGCAUCUCCUUCCGAGUCAAUGGUCUACCUGUGCAGGGCAUGUUUGAAAAAAUCAGUGCUGAUGGACUUCUUCAUCCUGUAGUCAGCUUUUCUGCAGGAGUCACGGUUCGUUUUCUAUUCGGGGGAAGGCACGGAGAGUUCCGCUUCCUGCCCCCACCAGGCUUCGCUCCGUGCUCCGAGGCUCUGCUCCCCAGAGUCAAGCUUAGAGUCGAGCCAUGUCAAACAUUCAUCUUGGAACAGGGAGAAGGGAAACAUGAGCUCAUUGGCUCUUUAGUGCCUGCUACUCCAGUGACCUUUACUCCCACUACAGUCGACAUCAGCAAGGUGGUUUUGCCUCCACAACUUGAGGACAUCCGAGAGAAAUUGGCGGAGAAUAUCCACGAACUCUGGGCAAUGGACAAGAUUGAUCUUGGAUGGACACAUGGAUCUGUGAGAGAUGAAGCUAAGAGGCAUGAUCCCUGUCUGGUGGAGUUCUCCAGACUGCCAGAGCCAGAGAGGAACCAGAACCUUCAGGUGGCUCAAGACACCUUAAAGACCCUGCUUGCCUUUGGUUUCCACAUGUGUUUGACUGAUCUCAAUGCUGAGGAGAGAGUCAAAUACAUGAGAGUUGCUGCCAAGUAUGAGCAGCCCAGUGGCUAUAAACCUGCUCCACUAGACCUGAGCCAGGUUUUUCUGAGCCCUCCCCAUGAGGAAUUGGUGAAAUUGCUGGCAGAGAAUGAUCACAAUGUAUGGGCCAAAGAGCGUAUCAAGCAAGGAUGGACCUAUGGAGCCCAGCAGGAUGUGAAAGCAAAGCGGAGUCCUUAUCUUGUGCCAUACAGCCUCCUCGAUGAAAGGAGUAGAAGAGUGGGCAUGGAGAGUCUCAGAGAGGCUGUCUGUACGCUGCUGGCCUACGGUUACAGUCUGGAGACCCUCAACCAGGAGCAGACCAUGCUAUCAAAUCCAAGUCUUUUCUCUGCGGAGAAAGGCAGAGUGUUCAGACCAGAUAAUUCAUAUGCGGUAAACCAGGGGAAGUGGUACUUCGAAUUUGAAAUAGUGACAGCGGGGAAAAUGAGAGUGGGCUGGGCCCGACCGAGCUGUUCCCCAGAUAAAGAGCUCGGCUUGGACGAGCAGGCAUAUGUCUUUGAUGGAUUUGAGGCUCAGUGGUACCAUCACGGUGUUGAGCCUCUGGGACGCCCCUGGCAGAGAGGUGAUGUGGUGGGUUGCCUAGUGGACAUGGCUGAACGCACUAUGAUGGUCACGCUCAAUGGAGAGGUGCUGUUUAAUGACAGAGGAUCAGAACUGGCAGCCAAGGACUUUGAUGUCAAAGACGGUCUGUUGCCUGUGGUGAGCGUUGGGGUGAACCAGGUGGGAAGGCUGAACCUCGGCCGCCAACUAGACUCCCUGCAAUACUUCACAGUGUGUGGCCUGCAGGAGGGUUAUGAACCCUUUGCUCUAAAUAUGUCUCGAGAUCCAGCACUUUGGAUGAGUUGGAGGCAGCCUCAGUUCACCUCCAUAAAACCUGAUGACCACAACCUACAGGUCACCAGAGUCAGUGGCUCAGCAGACUCCUCAUCCAGCCUGAGGGUUUCUCAGCGAUUGUUUGCACACCACGGUGGAGGCAGUGAGUUGGGCUUUUACCGGCUCAGCAUGUCCAUUGAAUGUGCUGCGGUCCUGAAGAGCCCUGCAGGCGGUGUGCUUCCAGUGGCUUCUAACUCUCUCUCCCCUGCUUCAGGAAGGAAGGAUCAGGAGGAGGUGGACUCUGACUUUGAAGUUUUGAUGAAGUCAGCCCACAGCUUUGCCGGCUCGAGAGAUGAGCUCAACCACAAGGAUCACAGUCACGACAAAACCUCCAGACUGAAACAACGGUUUUUGCUCAAGAGGACCAAACCUGGUCUAGUCAGCAGCAACUCAUCUGCACGGCUUCUAGAGGAUGUGGUAGUUGACAAAGAUAACCAGGAUCACCUAAUUCAGAGCUCCAGGUAUCACUACUCAGUGAGGGUUCUUCCAGGCCAGGAGCCGUUCAAUGUGUGGGUUGGCUGGGUGACCUCGAACUUUCAUCAACAUGACGAGACUUUUGACCCUGAGAACGUCCACACUGUGACCAUCACUCUGGGAGAUGAAAGUGGCAAAGUUCAGGAAAGUGUGAAGCGGUGUAACUGCUACAUGGUUUGUGCCGGAGAGGCAACAGGCCUCUCUCAGAGUCGGAGAAGUUCCGGGCUUGAAAUCGGCUGUUUAAUCGACACUGCCACAGGUCUGCUCACCUUUACCUCCAGUGGAGUGGAGAUGUCCACCUUCUACCAAGUGGAAGCCGGUACAAAGCUUUUUCCUGCUGUUUUUGUGGAGCCUACCACCUGCAACAUGUUUCAGUUUGAGCUUGGACGUGUUAAGAAUGUGAUGCCACUGUCAGCAGGUUUGCUUUGCAGCCAAAGAAGGAAUACCACCCCUCAGUGUCCUCCGAGGUUUCAGGUGCAGAAACUAAGCCCAGUUUUGUGGACCAGAAUACCAGACUGUGCACUCAAAGUGAUGGUGGAUCGGCCUGAUGAGUGCCAUGGAUGGAGAGUCCACUGCUCUGAGCCCCUGCGAGCCAUGUCCCUUCAGAUCCCUGAUGAAAACAGGUGUGUUGACAUUUUGGAGCUGUCAGAAUGUGAGGACCUCUUGACAUUUCACCACUCCACUCUCCUCCUCUACUGCUCUUUAUGCGCACUUGGAAACACCAGAGUUUGUCAUGUCCUCUGCAGUCAUGUGGACCAAUCUCAGCUCUUUCAUGCCAUUCAGGAUCCUCACCUCCCCGGCCAGCUCCGCUCUGCAUUUUACCAGCUGCUCAUCCAGGUCCACCUCAGCAGCCACUCAACUGCAUGUCUCAUGAUGAACCAGGAAUACGUCGUGCCUAUGACUGACCAGACCCGAAAAAUAAGCCUCUAUCCCACCCCUGUGAUUGGUGCUGAUGUGGCUAAUGGUCAAACUCCAGAGAGCAUUCCCAGCACUCGUCUGAACACAUCCCUCAAACCACGGAUGCAUUUCUCCUCUCCUUGUUUUGUCAGGAGUGAUGGUUUAGAAGGAGAUGGUGCAUUUGAAGUAUUCUGCACAGACAGCCCAGAAAUCCCUCUGGACAUAUUGACGAAUCUGACUGUAGAGAUGCUGACUGCUGGAGUGUGUGCUGCGGGCCUGGGUGUGAGGGAUCCUGUAGGAGGCAGCAUUGAGCUUCUGCUGGUCCCUUUAAUUAGACUUUUCUACACCCUGCUGGUUAUGGGGGUAGUUGAAGAUGAGGACCUGGGGAAAGUACUGAGACUGAUAGAGCCAGGAGUCUUCUCCAUGAAGGCUGAAACCCCUGAAGAGGGAGAGGAAGAAGAGGAAGUGAGUCAUGAUGAAAAUGAAUGGCAAGGUGGAAAGGAAAAAAAGAAUGAAAGUCAGAAACAGGGGCUUCUUCAAAUGAAGCUACCAGAGGCUGUCAAACUUGAGCUCUGCCAUCUUUUGUCCUACCUGUGUGACUGCCAGGUGCGACACAGGGUAGAAGCUGUGGUUGCUUUCUCUGACAACUUUGUGGGCCAGCUGCAGGAGAACCAACGCUUUCGCUACAACCAGGUCAUGCAGGCACUCAACAUGUCCGCUGCUCUGACUGCCCGCAAGACCAAGGAGUUCCGCUCACCUCCACAGGAGCAGAUCAACAUGCUGCUGAGCUUCAGAGAUGAUGAGCAGCAGGAGAACUGUCCCUGUCCGGUGGAAAUCCAACAACUCCUGCAAGACUUUCAUCACCUCCUCAACACACACUGUGGCAUUGAAUUGGACGGUGAAGCAGAGGACGAAGAGGAAGUUGAGAUGUCGGUAAGAGAGCGACUUCUCAGGCAAGUUGCAAGUGUCGUUGGGUUGAAGAAGACACACGUAGAAGUGGAGGAGCAUCGGCUGCAGAGUGCGAAGUCCCUAAAACAGCUAAUCUCCAAAACCAUGGUGCACUGGGCCCAAGAGACCGAGAUAGAAGACCCUGAACUAGUAAGGGCUGUCUUCACAUUGCUGCACCGCCAGUAUCAGGGCCUUGAGGGACAAAUAGCUGGACCCCUCUGCAGAGCCUACACGAUCAGCCAGACUUCCAUCGAGGACACCAUGGCUCUUCUGUCCUCACUGAGCCAAAUCCGCUCCCUCCUCAGUGUCCGCAUGGGGAAGGAAGAGGAGAGGCUGAUGAUCAGAAAACUAGGAGACAUCAUGAAUAAUAAAGUCUUCUACCAGCACCCCAACCUAAUGAGGGCGUUGGGGAUGCACGAGACAGUGAUGGAGGUGAUGGUCAAUGUCUUGGGGGAAGGUGAAUCAAAGGAGUUCACUUUCCCCAAGAUGGUGGCCAGCUGCUGUCGAUUCCUGUGUUAUUUUUGCCGCAUAAGCCGUCACAACCAAGGAGCCCUGUUUGAUCAUCUCAGCUACCUGCUGGAAAACAGCAAUGUUGGACUGGCUUCCCCAUCGAUGCGAGGGGCCACUCCUCUGGAUGUGGCAGCAGCCUCUGUUAUGGAUAAUAAUGAACUGGCUUUAACUCUGAGGGAACAUGACCUGGAAAAGGUGGUGCACUACCUUGCUGACUGCGGUCUCCAGAGCUGUCAGAUGCUAGUGGCUAAAGGCUAUCCUGAUAUUGGAUGGAAUCCUGUGGAGGGCGAGCGUUAUGUGGAUUUUCUGCGCUUUGCUGUCUUCUGCAAUGGUGAGAGUGUGGAGGAGAAUGCUUACGUGGUGUUGAGGCUGUUGAUUCGUCGGCCUGAGUGUUUUGGCCCUGCUCUGCGAGGUGACGGUGGAAAUGGUCUCCUUGCAGCCAUGGAGGAAGCCAUCAGGAUCUCACAGGACCCUUCAAUGGAUGGACCUUGCACCAAGUACCAGUCCAACAGAAUGCUAGAUGUGGUUCAGGACAAUGAUGAUGACUUCAUUCACAUGGGGCACGCCAUCAUGACCUUCUACUCAGCCCUUAUCGACUUGCUGGGCCGCUGCGCUCCUGAGAUGCAUCUGAUUCAAGGAGGCAAAGGAGAAGCCAUCCGCAUCAGGGCCAUUCUGAGGUCGCUCAUCCCCAUCCAGGAUCUUGAGGGAGUCAUCAGCAUCCCCUUUGAAAUCCCUUCAGUGUCAAAAGAUGGUUCAGUGGUCGAGCCAGACCUCCCUACUGUGUUCUGUCCGGACCACAAGGCAGCAAUGGUUCUGUUCCUGGACCGAGUUUACGGCAUUGAGAACCAGACUUUUCUUCUCCACCUUCUGGAAGUUGGCUUUCUGCCUGACCUUCGGGCAGCCGUGGCUCUUGACUCAGCUGACUUAGGAUCCACUGAUAUGGCCUUGGCCCUCAACAGAUACUUGUGUACAUCUGUUCUUCCCUUGCUUACCAAAUGUACAGCUCUCUUCUGUGCUUUGGAGGACCAUGCCUCACUGGUGGAUUCUCUUAUCCAGGCAAUCUACAACCUCUCCAGGGCUCUCAGCCUGACCAAGGCUCAGAGAGACACGAUUGAGGAGUGUGUGUUGGCUGUGUGCAGUAAACUCCAGCCAUCUAUGAUGCAGCCUCUUCUUCGACGGCUGGUCUUCGAUGUUCCUCAGCUCACAGACUGCAGCAAGAUGCCUUUAAAGCUCUUGACCUGUCACUAUGAGCAGAGGUGGAAGUAUUACUCGUGUACAGGAGGGCAGGGAGACCAGAGCUCUGCCUCUGAAGAGGAGCUCCACCUGUCGAGAAAGUUGUUUUGGGGUGUCUUUAAGGCCCUCAAAGUGAAGCCCUAUGAACCACAGUUAUUAAGGCUUUGUGUCCAGUGCCUCACAGCCGUGGCACAGGCCCUGCCUCCGGACCACACGGACUGGAGCUGCAUGUCUUAUAUUGACCGAAAAACUUCCAUGGACACAGACGGACACUUUGACCCCCAGCCUAUAGAUACAUCAAGUGUGUCAGUGCCAGAGAGACUGGAGUUUUUAGUGAACAAGUAUGCAGAGCACACUCAUGAGAAAUGGUCUCUGGACAAGUUCGCCAAUGGCUGGGUUCACGGGGAGCAGCUCUGUGAGAACACAAAGGUUCAUCCUCUCCUCAAACCGUACAGGGCUUUGGCUGAAAAGGAGAAGGAGGCUUACCGAUGGGCCAUUAAGGAGACAUUAAAGAGUAUGCUGGCCUUUGGAUGGACCAUAGAGAGGACUAAAGAAGGAGAUGCAUUUGGUACACACACCUGCUCACGUGGAGUCUCUCAGUCUGGGCAGCUGUCGUUUGAAGGAGCUUCAACUUUCAGCCCCAAACCUUUGGACAUGAGCAGCAUCACCUUGUCAUGGGACCAGUGUGCUAUGGCUGAACAGCUGGCUGAGAACUACCACAAUGCCUGGGCUAAGAGGAAGAAAUCUGAACUUGGGAGUAAAGGAGGGGGCGGCCAUUCCAUGCUCGUACCCUAUGAUACCCUGACUGCCAAAGAGAAAACCAAGUUCAGAGAAAGAGCCCAGGAUGUCCUCAAGUUCCUUCAGCUUAACGGUUACACUGUGUGGAGGGAUCGCAAGACUGUGGAGUUGGAUUUUCCAGCUGUAGCCAGCUGCUUUGGCUACACUCUUCUUCAGCACCUGAUGUCUCAUACUGAGGAUGCACAAGAACACAUGUUGGAACUGGAGGUGAUGCAAGCCAGAGGACAGAUGUCUAAAAACGAGAGAGCUCCACACCAGCAACCAUUACAUUUUUAUCCCAAGGUUAUCCUUCCUCUUUUGGAACAAUAUGUGAAGAGCCAUCGUCUGUAUUUUCUGUCUACUUCCCUCCACCCAAGCUGUAAUCAAAGCCACGCUUCUAAAAGAGAAAAAGAGAUGAUUGCAAGCCUCUUUUGUAAGCUUGCAGCUCUAGUGAGGCACAGGAUCUCACUCUUUGGUGACGAAGCCUCACAAGUUGCAAGCUGCCUCCAUGUUUUGGCUCAAGCUCUGGAUGCCAGGUCAUUGAUGAAUUCAGCCCCAGAGUCUAUCCAAGCUUCACUGCAUUCCUUCUUUGAGGCAGCUGCAGCUGAUCUGGAGAUGACGGUGGAAAACCUCUCUGUCACAUUGGUCUGUUUGCCUCAGAGCAGGAGUCAACAGGCUAGAGGAGUGGCCAAGGUCCUCAGCUACACCACCUCCAUUCUUGUCCCAACCCUCACUGCUCUCUUCCAGCAUCUUGGCAUCCAGAACUAUGGCGUGGACCUCCUGGUGGGGAGCAUCCAGGUGUCGUGUUACAGGAUCCUGAACAGCCUCUACUCACUCGGCACCAGUAGCAGUGUCUACAUGGAGGGGCAGAGGCCAGCCGCGGGUGCUUGUCUGGCAGCCCUGACUGGGACCUUCCCUGUAUGCUUCCUGGAGCCUUCCUUUAAUCCAAACAACCCCUACUCCAUUUACAACACCAUGAGUGCUACUGAGAGAGAAGACCUGGGGCUGCCCGAGCAGGUGGAGGACAUGUGUCCCCUCCUGCCAUCCCUGGAUCAGGCCUUGGGGGAAGUGGGGGACUUGGCAGGCGCUGGUGCCGGAGCUCGGCAGGCCGCCUACAUCCAUGUCACUGAGGUCACCUUGCCCAUGCUGUGCAGCUACAUAUCUCUCUGGUGCUGCUGCUGGGGCCUUGAGGGACAGCCAGACAGCCCAAUCUGCACCUCUGUCACUCUUCAGCAUGCCAGUGACCUGCUUGGCCACAUUCUCCGUAUAAUUCACAACCAUGUGGGUGCUAGCCAGGGUGACUGGAUGAAACAGCUUGCGGUUUUUUCUCAGCCGAUCAUAUGCAAAGCCCACUCUUUGCUGUUGAAGAGCCACUAUUUGCCACUGAUGGAGAAGUUGAGGAAGAGGGCUGAAUGUGUGCUGCUGGAGGAAGAGCAAAUAAAAGCAGAAGGGUGUGAUACCUCUGAAGAAGAGCUGCAGAUUCAGGAGAAGUUUACCGUUCUGGUGCGAGACCUUUAUGCCUUCUACCCCCUCCUCAUCCCGUUUGUGGAUUCUAAUCGAGCCAGCUGGCUGAAAGAGCCAAACCCUGAUGCUGAGCAGCUGUUUAGCAUGGUGGCAGAGGUCUUCAUAUUCUGGGCCAAAUCUCAUAAUUUCAAAUGGGAGGAGCAGAACUUUGUGGUCCAAAAUGAAAUCAACAACUUGGCUUUCCUCGUCAACAAAGACAAUUUGUCCAAGUUUGACCAGGAGAAAAGGAGGAUGAAGAGGAAAGGGGAUCGUUACUCCACACACACCUCUCUCAUUGUGGCUUCCCUGAAGAGACUGCUCGCUGUGGGGCUCAGGGUUUGUCUUCAUAGUGACCAGAGCCUCAUUAUGUUGGCCAAGAAGGGAUUCACUCAGAAGAACACAGAGGAUGAGAUUCGAGAGCAUGUUUUCAAUUGCCUAACGCAUCUCCAGCGCCAGGCGUCAAACAGCUUGAAGCAGGAGACCCAUAACGGAGAACAACCACAGCAGCUCAAGGCUGUCACUGACGCCCAAAGGACUGUUGACAAGAUUUUGGAACUAGCUCGGGUGCUUUAUUAUUUGGACCAGGUGGAACAUCCUCAGAAGAGUAAAAAACCUGCCUGGCACAAGGUCUUAUCUAAACAGAGGAAGAGAGCAGUGGUGGCCUGCCUGAGGAUGGCACCCCUCUACAAUCUACCCAGGCACAGGGCUGUCAACCUGUUCCUCCAAGGCUACAAUAAAUCCUGGAUAUCUGCUGAGGACCACAGCUUUGAGGAGACGCUUGUGGAGGAUUUAGCUAGGGGAGAAGUGAUUGAGCUGUGUGGAGGCAACAGAGAGGAAGAAAAGGAUGUGAAAGAUGGUGCCAAGCCGAUCGAUCCCCUCCUACAACUCAUUACGCUCUUCAGUCGAAGCGCCCUGACAGAAAGUAAGCUUGGAAAUGACUGUCUGUAUCAGUCCUAUGCUGCUAUAAUGGCAAAGAGCUGCCACAGAGAAGACGCUGGUGAUGAAGAGCAGGAGGCUGAGAGCUUUGAAGAGAAAGAGAUGGAGAAACAGAAGUUACUUUACCAGCAGGCCAGGCUGCAUCGUCGUGGAGCCUCUGAGAUGGUCCUACAAACCAUCAGUGCCAGUAAAGGGGCCAUGGGCACCACGAUUGCCUCCACACUGAAGCUGGGAAUUGCUGUUCUCAAUGGAGGGAAUGCCGUUGUUCAACAGAAAAUGCUGGAUUAUCUGAGAGAGAAGGGAGAUGUUGGCUUCUUUCAGAGCAUGGCCGGACUCAUGCUGUCGUGUAGUGUUCUGGAUCUGAACGCAUUUGAGAGGCAGAACAAAGCUGAAGGAUUAGGCAUGGCCAUGGAUGAGAGAUCAGGAGAGAAGGUGAUGCCUGACAAAAACAUAACCUGCGACCUGUUCCGCUUUCUACAGCUGCUGUGUGAAGGACACAAUUCAGAUUUCCAGAAUUAUUUGAGAACCCAAACAGGCAACAACACCACUGUGAACAUCAUAAUAUCCACUGUGGAUUAUUUACUGAGAGUGCAGGAGUCGAUCAGUGACUUUUACUGGUACUACUCAGGGAAAGAUGUGAUUGAUGAGCACGGCCAACAGAACUUCUCAAAGGCCAUUGAAGUGGCCAAACAGGUCUUCAACACACUAACAGAGUACAUACAGGGCCCAUGUACUGGGAACCAACAGAGUCUCGCUCACAGCCGCCUGUGGGACGCUGUCGUGGGAUUCCUCCAUGUCUUUGCCCACAUGCAGAUGAAGCUCUCUCAGGAUUCAAGGCAAAUUGAACUUCUGAAAGAGCUCAUGGAUCUGCACAAGGACAUGGUGGUGUUUCUGCUCUCCAUGUUAGAAGGUAAUGUUGUUAAUGGAACCAUUGGAAAGCAGAUGGUGGAUAUGCUGGUGGAAUCAUCAGGCAACGUAGAGAUGAUCCUGAAGUUUUUCGACAUGUUCCUCAAACUCAAAGACCUUACCUCCUCUGAUGCCUUCAGAGAGUACGACCCUGAUCGUAAGGGAUGCAUCUCCAGGAAGGACUUCCAGAAAGCCAUGGAGAAUUGCAAGCGUUUCUCCCAAACCGAGACUCAUUUCCUCCUCUCCUGCUCCGAGGCUGACGAUAGUGACAUCGUGGACUAUGAGGCUUUUGUGGAUCGCUUUCAUGAGCCAGCCAAGGACAUCGGCUUUAGCAUCGCCGUGCUCCUCACCAAUUUGUCUGAGCAUAUGCCAAAUGAUUCAAGACUAAGGACGUUCCUGGAACUGGCAGAGUGUGUCCUGACAUACUUCCAGCCCUAUUUGGGACGCAUAGAGAUCCUUGGCAGCGGCAAGCGCAUUGAGCGAGUGUACUUUGAAAUCAGUGAAUCCAGCCGCACUCAGUGGGAGAAGCCGCAGGUCAAAGAGUCCAAAAGGCAGUUCAUUUUCGAUGUGGUGAACGAGGGUGGAGAGAAGGAGAAAAUGGAGAUGUUUGUCAACUUCUGUGAGGACACCAUCUUUGAGAUGCAGCUUGCUGCUCAGAUAUCUGGUUCUGACACUGGAGAGAGGUGUGCUGAAAAAGGAGAAGAAGAUGAGGGUGAAGAAGAAGGUCAAGACAACAAAGGAGUGUUUUUCAUCUUCCACUGGAUGUUAUUGCUGUUUUCUGUGUUUUCUGUCAAAAAUCUGAAAUCCUUAAUGAAGAUGACCCUGAAGGACAUCCUCCUGUCAGCUGUCUUUCUCCUCAGAUUCAUCGUUUUGGCUCAGAUACAGUGUAUUUGUGUCGUAAUCCGCAGCAUCUUAUAUGUGCUGUACAUCGCUUUUGUGAAUGGUGGGCUCAUAGAGGGAGCCAAAAGGAUGACAGUAUUAGACUUGCUGGGUGGGAUCCCGGAACCAACUCUUGAUGAGGUCAUGGAGGUGCCAAGUGGUGUGGAUCGGCUGAGGAAGUACUCUGCCAGUUUUUCUCCCCAGAGAGAAUUGAAGGAGAUUGGGCAGGAGGCAGCUGUGACCUCCCCGAGGGAGCUGGAUGUACUGUCAGACAUAUUUGGCCUUAAAGUGAGGAAGGAGGGAGGUCAAUACAGACUUAUAACACAAGACCUCACUGCCAGUCUCUCUGACCUGUUCAACACAGCUUCCAGAACAAUUUCCACCACAGAUUUAUCUGGGAAGCAUCAGAGAAUGCAACUUAAGGCCCACACUGCCACAGAAGAAGAUACAGAAGAUGAGAAAACAGUCCUUGCAAAAGGGAAGGAAUCUGAAAAGAGGACUGUACAUGAGGCAGCAGAGGCAGAAUGGAGAGCCAAGAAAUGCUCUAACAAGUCAGAGGAGCAUGAGAGCCAACGCUCUGCUCUCUGGGAGACGAUAGGCACUCAUAACAAGAGCCUGCUGAAUUACUUUGCAAGGAACUUUUAUAACAUGCGUUUGCUGGCCUUGUUUGUGGCCUUUGCAAUCAAUUUCAUCCUCCUCUUCUACAAGGUCUCACCCUCCCCUGCAUCACAAGAAGAGGGAGACGUGAUCACAUCUGAUGACAGAGAGGAGCUGAGCCCUGCUGAAGAUGACAACACAAGCCGCCGAGAUUAUUUUGUGCUGGAGGAGAGCAGUGGAUACAUGGAGCCGUCACUCCAUUUCCUGGCUGUAGCGCACACAAUCAUCUCCUUUUGUUGUAUUAUCGGUUACUACUGCCUUAAGGUGCCGUUGGUGAUCUUCAAACGUGAGAAAGAAGUGGCACGGAGCCUGGAGUUUGAUGGGCUGUAUGUUACAGAGCAGCCCCCUGAGGAGGACAUCAAAGGGCAGUGGGACCGACUGGUCAUUAACACACCAUCAUUUCCGAGUAACUACUGGGAUAAAUUUGUGAAGAGGAAGGUGAUGGAUAAGUAUGGUGACUUUUAUGGCUGUGAGAAGAUCAGUGAUCUCCUGGGCUUGGACCAAGCCGCUUUAGACUUCAGCUCCGAGAGGAAAGAAAAGAAGAGGCUCAAGAGAGACACUGCCUGGAGUGCUCUAUAUAACUCCAUUGACAUGAAGUACCAGGUCUGGAAGCUGGGAGUUGUUUUCACUGAUAACUCCUUCUUGUACUUGGCCUGGUACAUGGUCGUGUCCAUUCUGGGUCAUUACAACAACUUCUUCUUCGCUGCACACCUUUUGGACAUCGCCAUGGGCGUUAAGACACUUCGCACUAUCCUGUCCUCCGUCACACACAAUGGAAAACAGUUGGUCCUGACUGUUGGCCUCUUGGCGGUAGUCGUGUAUCUCUACACCGUCGUGGCCUUUAACUUCUUCAGGAAGUUCUACAACAAGAGCGAUGACAACGACACCCAGGAUAUGAAGUGCAAUGACAUGCUCACUUGCUACAUGUUCCACAUGUAUGUGGGAGUGCGUGCCGGCGGGGGGAUAGGAGACGAGAUCGACGACCCUGCUGGAGAUGAGUUUGAAGUGGAACGCAUUGUCUUCGACAUCACGUUUUUCUUCUUUGUCAUCGUCAUCCUUCUGGCUAUCAUCCAGGGCUUGAUAAUUGAUGCCUUUGGGGAGCUGCGUGACCAGCAGGAGCAGGUGAAAGAAGAUAUGGAGACCAAAUGUUUUAUAUGUGGAAUAGGAAGUGAGUACCUCGAUAAGGUCCCUCAUGGCUUCGAGACUCACACUCUCCAGGAGCACAAUCUAUCCAACUAUCUAUUUUUUCUGAUGUACCUUAUUAACAAGGAUGAAACUGAACACACGGGCCAGGAAUCCUAUGUGUGGAAAAUGUACCAGGAGCGUUCCUGGGAAUUCUUCCCUGUGGGAGACUGUUUCCGUAAGCAAUAUGAGGAUCAACUGGGAUGAAAAGAAAUCGGAGAGAUCUGAAGCCUCCCUAGAUAACGCCAUCACAUAGAGGCCAUUUUGAUUGAUUGCCUUUGACUCACUGAAUUACCUUGAGUUUUAAUCUCUGCACCACAUUGAUUUUGGAGUGAUUUUCUACACUUUAUUCAUGUCUUGUACUUGCUUUUUCAUAUUUUCCAUACUAAUGCACAUCAGUAUUUCUAAAUUAUUUAUUAAAUUAUUUGGGAACUAAA